UCACUUGAAGUCUGAAUUUCCUUGAUUUCAUCUUUGUCUUGCAGUGAGAUACUGUUCCUGUAAGCAUGUUUUCCCCAUAAGGUUUUCAUACAUGUCCUCAACUUUAAUACUAGUUCAAAUAUACUUUGUUCAGAAAAGCUGAAAGUCCUGUUAAUAGAUUACUGCUCUUGUUCGUGCCAGAAUCACACCAUUUGUAAAACAGGUGUAAUGAUAUUAACCUCUUUUCAGAGGUUAUAUAUAUGUAAUAUUGCUUUCUCUGUAUAGAAUUACUUAGGUGACUUUAGUAAACUUUCAUUGUUUUGUCUUUGCAGCUGUAGAUAAAUCUGUUUUCCUGGCCUCUGCACAAGUUUGGUGUGAACUUGCCCUGGAGGUAUCUGGGCUAGAGUUUAACUCUUCAGCACCGUAAGAAUUAGUGCUGAUGUGUGUUAUCCCCAAGGUUUGGAGUAUUGUUAUCCAGGAUUUUGAUUUAGACCCAUCUUUAGUCUGUGUGAAUCCUAAACAAUGCAAUAGAAUUCUUUUUUUUUCUUUUUGUUCUUGAGUAGUUUCCAGAAAAGGAGUGAAACCUUUCCUUUAAAGCAAGCACCAGAAAUUGUUGUAUGGUUUGGAUUUUUUCAGUAGCUUACAAAUCUAGGUAUAACGUAGAGAUGUUUUUCUAAUCUAAACCCUCGACGUUCCUUGGAAAAAGAAAAUCACGUGAUUUGAUUAGACUUCUUACUUCUCUGCCUGUGCUCAGAGACUAGCCGUGUGCUGGAAAGAGGCUUUUCCCGGGGAGGGAGCAGCUGAUUCAUACUCGCUCACUGCCUUCGCUCAGCAUGGAAGCGUUCCAGCACCAGCUACUCACUCUUAUUGGGGGUCUGAUCUGUUUCUGUGCUCUGGUAAAAUGCAUCAGAUUUAUGAAAUACAUUUUCCCACAUAUCUGGAGUGCUUUGCCUGAGACUUUCUUUCGGUCGCUGGGAGAAUGGGCAGUGGUCACAGGAGCAGGAGAUGGGCUUGGAAAAGCAUAUUCCUUUGAGCUGGCAAAACGUGGAUUAAAUAUAGUUAUGAUAAGCAGAACUCUUGAAAAACUGCAGAGAGUAGCCUCUGAAGUUGAGCAGACCACAGGUCAAAAGGUGAAGGUUAUACAAGCUGAUUUCACCAAGAAUUCGGUAUAUGAGGACAUAGAAAAAACCCUGCAAGGCUUGGAUAUUGGUGUUCUGGUUAACAAUGUUGGAAUGCUUCAUAAUCCUCUUCCAUGCCGUUUCCUUAAUGGACCAGACAUAGAUGAGAACCUCGUCAACUGCAACAUUAUUUCUGUUAUAAAGAUGACAAAACUAAUUCUGAAACAAAUGGAGCCAAGACAAAAAGGUCUUAUUCUGAAUCUGUCCUCUGGUCUGGGUACUUUCCCUUGCCCAUUAUACACAAUGUACUCAGCUUCUAAGGCUUUUAUAAGCACUUUCUCCAAAGCACUACAAGCAGAGUAUAAGGCAAAGGGAAUCAUCAUACAGGUAGUGACUCCUUACGGUGUUUCUACUCCAAUGACAAUGUACCAAAAGCCGGGUCUUAUUACAAAGACAGCAGAAGAGUUUGUUAGUGAAUCACUGGAUUAUGUCACCUUUGGAGAUGAGAUCUUUGGAUGUUUAGCCCAUGAAAUGCUGGCAUGCAUCCUGCAGUUUGUCCCUUUAUGGGUAUUCCACAGCGACAGACUUCAAGAAGCAGUCCUGCAUGCAUUCACCAGUUAUCUGAAGAAGAGGUGGAGGAACCCCUAACAGAGUCAAUUUUUUCAGAAGAUGUACAAUGGGGAACCCCAGCAGGACGCACUUCACUGUUUAUGUGUGAGAAUGUGGAAGAAAUCAAAUCAAUUUGAGUCUGAGCUCCUUCCAAAUCAUUUAUCAAAUGACAAGUGAUUUGGUCUAAUGAACCUAAUAAGCUAAUUCAUUUCCAUCCCUUUCCAAAGAGCAUAAAAUUUGCUAGAGCUGUUCCAGUGACUUCUGUGGGCCUUAGAUAUGUUCUAAGAAAUUUAUCUUACUAUUUUAACAUAAGCUUGGAGGCCACAAAUAU
Chroicocephalus ridibundus (black-headed gull) is the source of this 2037-nucleotide messenger RNA. RefSeq names its product hydroxysteroid 17-beta dehydrogenase 3 (gene HSD17B3). The record is from RefSeq and is a predicted model, not a curated record. The transcript has 11 exons. Gene Ontology annotation, biological process: steroid biosynthetic process. Gene Ontology annotation, cellular component: endoplasmic reticulum. Gene Ontology annotation, molecular function: testosterone dehydrogenase (NADP+) activity. The coding region runs from base 813 to 1745 and encodes 310 amino acids. Lineage: Eukaryota; Metazoa; Chordata; Aves; Charadriiformes; Laridae.